Messenger RNA from Filobasidium floriforme, 1018 nucleotides. RefSeq lists its product as uncharacterized. Bases 327 to 986 code for a protein of 219 amino acids. Lineage: Eukaryota; Fungi; Basidiomycota; Tremellomycetes; Filobasidiales; Filobasidiaceae. The transcript is spliced from 2 exons. The record is from RefSeq and is a predicted model, not a curated record.
GAACCCCGUCUGAGCUGAAUCAGACGGACCUGCUUUGGAUUUGCCUCCUUAGGACUGUCAUCUUGCGGAUCCAGGAUAUCGCCGUGUGAUCCGAUUUCAGCGACGGCCCGAUCUGGAAGGUCCAAUCAGCCGUCUGUAGUUUUCGAUGACGACGCCCGGCCCGAUUUGCGACUAUAUAAUAAACAGCAGCGUCCCAUCAAACGUCUCAGUCUUGCUUCUUCCAACUUCGUCUUAUACUCCACUCUACUCCCGUAGACUGAUUCUAGUCGUACGUUCAAGACUCCUGCACAAACUCGAUCAACGUUCCCGGUGUCACCUCGAUAGCAAUGGCGACCGAUGACUCGAAAAUCCUAGUCAAAUUCGAUGAUGGUGAACUAAAGCACUAUGCGCGUGAAACUUUGAUGUUGAGUCCACGGUGCCUUGUCAGGAUGUUGAAAUCCCCUUCGAAGGUCUAUUUGGACGAUAACCAUUGCCGCGAAUAUCUGGAACCCGUACUUGACACUCUCGAGGCUUCACUCUCGCCUCGAAUGGACAUGCUUCCGAGCGCUGGACUCUCGACCGAAGAAUUGAAGCGGAUAAGCAACGCCGCUCAAGAUUACGGCGUGCUCAAAUACUGGCAAACCUGUGUGCGUGCCGCGUUGUAUGCCACCCGGCCGCGUCUUCCUCUCCACCGGGAGUUACAGAUUGGAUUGGCCAUCGAGGAUCCCACAAUCAUUGUCCAGGCUACGUGGGAGGUUUCUAGUGAUGAUCUCUUUCGCAUGAAGAGUUCGGAAAUCGAAACCAUUGGUCUUGAGAUUUGGAACCGGUUGCGGGAGGUGGUUGAGGGGUUAGGUCUGGACAGCUACACUACUGCUGUCGGUCCCAAGCUGCAGGAAUGGAUUGACAAGGGGAAAGAAGCCAACCUGGAUUCCGGAAAGAGUGUGUUGGAAACGCUGUUCAAAGACGGGUCUUCGACCAGACGACACAAUUCAUACAGUCGAUAUUAGUUCCGCCCUAUCGCCCAGUCCUCAGGCCGAAA